GGGGAAUAUUGAUGGUGUGGGACGGUUACCAUGGAAACCGGAAAGACACAUAAGACGCGCAGAAAAGGAAGGCAAUUAUAUGGAGUCGGAGUAUAUAAAACAGCACCUGGGGAAAUGUCUGGGGGAAGGACUAGUGGAGGUGGCCGAGCGGCGACCUAAGGACCCCAUCCUGUACCUGGCUCACUGGCUGUACAGACACAACUCUAAUGUGGAGUAUAAGAAACUGCAGAUGAUUGAGAAGACCACACAGUCUGCUGCACCCACUGAAACAGCUGUAGAAUCUGCUGAGGAUGCAAAUUCAGUCAAAGAAGAAAGACCAGGCUGUCCUGAUGUAGAAAACAAGCAGAGUACAGGAGAGCAUCCACCCGAGGUGCAGGAAACUGAUGUUGAACGGGAGGUUGAAGAAGAACAGGGAGACAAACCUGAGGACUCCAUCCAAGCAGAACCAGAGUCCACACUGGAGAGUGAAGACAUGAAGACAGAGGAAACCUUUUCAAAUAAAGAAGAAGAAACUAGCGUAGAGAUCAAAGCUGAGACACAAGAAUCCAGUUCUGUCUCCUUGCAGGAGCAGGAAAAGGCUGAUGGUGUUAACCCUGAAGAUACCACUGAGCCCGGAGCUGCCCCAACUCCAAAGGAUGAGGGCCUCCAACCUAAGACGGAAAAAGAAGAAGAAGUUGCAGACACCGAGCCUGAAUCACAGGAAUCAAAGAAUACAGCUGUCAAAGAAGAAGUGGAGGAGGUAGAAGAGCAAAACAUCAAUAAGAAGGCUGAUGACGGCGGCUCGAUGGUGGAGUGAAUCAGGAGAGACGAAGAAGAUCCAAACGAAGUGAAUCAUCCACGUUUGAAUUUUACCGCUUCAGUUUGACGAAUGUGUUUAUGUGCAAAGUAUGAAAUAAAUAUCACCUGGUGUUAUAA
Molecule: messenger RNA, 915 nt
Organism: Nothobranchius furzeri (turquoise killifish)
Lineage: Eukaryota; Metazoa; Chordata; Actinopteri; Cyprinodontiformes; Nothobranchiidae
Gene: dydc2
Product: DPY30 domain containing 2
Cellular component (GO): Set1C/COMPASS complex
Source: RefSeq, a predicted model, not a curated record